Molecule: messenger RNA, 4101 nt
Organism: Entrophospora sp. SA101
Lineage: Eukaryota; Fungi; Glomeromycota; Glomeromycetes; Entrophosporales; Entrophosporaceae
Source: the annotation of a GenBank genome assembly
AUGUCUAGAUUACCAAAAAUACCAGUAUCAAACAGUUCUUCUAAUUUACCUGCACCAAGACGUCGUUCAUCUGUAGGUAAUCAAGGAAAACCAAACCUUUCUCUGCUUACUCCUGAACAAGAAGUUUUAUUAGCACAAGUAAUGGAAAGAUAUGGUUCUAGAAGUAACAAUAGUAAUGAACAUCAUAAUGCUUCCUCUACAUCACCACCACUAACAACUACAACUAGUAGUUCGAUUUCACCGCCUCCUGUUUCUUCCAAUCAACAACAACAAAACACUACUACAUUAAGAAAACCUGGUGCUAGAAGACAAAGUGUCUCUAGAAAUACUCGUCCAACUCUUCCGCCGCUUGCUGAAUUACCAACAUCAAAUAAUACUACAACAUCGAUAGCUCCACCAAAGCAAUCGGCAUCAAAAAUAUUAUCACCACCAUCAUCAAAUAACAACUCAUCAUCAUUAGCAACUCCAAAUCAACCUCGUCGUUCACCUUCAAAUCAAAAUUUACAAUCAGGGGGCGGUUUAAAACCUUCUCCCGCUCAACAACGUUUACGAGUUGCCUCCACUCCUCAACGUCCUGAAUCUCCAUCGCUUUCUUUAUAUUCAGUAGGCGAACGUGUUAGCGUUGAAUCAAUGAAUAUAAUCGGUACUCUAAAAUACUUGGGUCCACUUGAUAUUAAGCCAGGAACUUGGGCUGGUAUAGAAUUAGAUCUUCCAGGUACUGGUAAAAAUGACGGAAAUGUCAAUGGAAAAUCAUAUUUUACUUGUAAACCAAAAUCUGGAAUUUUUGUACUCGCGUCAAAACUUUCAAAAGAAACAAGCUCAGACCAAGAUUCGUCUGAUCAAUCACUACCACCACCACAACGGCAAAAACAAAAAUUACCAUCAUCGGCUAAAUCUUUGCAACGUCCAUCUCAAAUAGGAUUGAAUAACACAGCCACUCCUUCUGAUAAUAUACAGUCAUCAUCUAACAUGACUAAAAAUGCUCAAAAUGCUGCAAUUGCUGCUUCUCGUAUAACUGCUGGUUCUCGCGCUUCAAAAUAUAUAGAAAUUACACAAUCAUCAACAACUUCAAAUGAUUCGCCAUAUUCUAAAUCAAAACAAAGCAUUUUAAAACGUCCUGGAUCAAUUGGAAAUCUUAAAUCAAAUUCUUCUAUUCAAUCAUCAUCAAUAUCAUCACCUUCUAGUAAUAAUAAUGCCCUACCAAACACACGUCGCAGAUCCAAUUCCUCAUCAUCUAGUGGUUCGGCUGUAUCAAAUAAAUCACAACCCACUUCAUCAUAUCACUACUCAUCGAGAAUAUCUGCUAAUAAUAAACACCGUAGUCCAUCACCAAACCACGCUACCGAUUCUCAAACUACCUCCGAUACCGAAUCAUUAGGCCACGCUACCAAUAAUGAAGAAAUGAGUAAUAAAAUACUUCAAGAAAAAAUUCAAAAGUUACUUAAUGAUCAAGACACUUCUGAAUCUGCUCAUCAUAUCAAUUCAAAUCAAACAGAUGUCUCAAUGACAGCAAAUAAAGAAAAUAAAGAAAAAUGGGAGGCAGAGAAAAAGGUAUUGUUGGACGAGAAAGAGAACCGAGAGAAAACAUUAAAUCGUAAAAUUGAAGAUCUAAAUAAACAACUUCAAGAUUCGGCGAAAGGUCAUCAUUUCAGACCUAGCACUUCAUUAUCAAUGAUUGCAGAUGAUGAUGUGAUGAGUGACAAGAUAUUACAAUUAACCGAACUGGUUGAACAAAAGGAUGAACAGGUUAAAGAACUCGAGGAUGCUCUUGGUAAAGCUAAUAAACAAUCUGACGAAUAUCAAUCAAAAAUACAGCAUUUGGAAAAAAUCAAUUCUGAACAAACCGACAAGAUCGAACAAUUACUUGUCCAGAUAUCACCUAAUGCUCAAUCAGAAUUAACCGACAAGAUUGAACAAUUGGAAAAAACCAUUCAAAGUAAAUCUGACGAAAUCGAGCAAUUGAAAUCUCAAUUGGAAUCACAAAAGACCGACUAUGAAUCCAAGAUUGAGUCUAUGCAAGGAUUAAUCAAUGAGUUGAAAACAGCAGGCCAAGAAACAAUUAAUAUCUACGAACAAAAAAUCACUGGUUUGGAACAUCAAGUUGAAGAUUUAAAAAAAGCUGGGAUUGAAACCAUAGCACUUUACGAAGAAACCACCACUAAAAUCAACGAAAAAGAAGCAAAAAUUAAUUCGUUAGAGAAAGAAGCCGAGGAGUUGAGAUCGGCUGGUGUGGAAGCCAUUGAUGUAUAUGAGAAAACAAUUGAAGAUACAAAAAAAGAGGUUGAGGAGUUUCGGAUCCAGUUAACAAAAAAAGAGGAAUCACUUUCUUUGGCCAAUAAAGAAAUAGAAAAGUAUAAAGUGAUGCAGAAAGAAUUGAAUGAUGCCAAGGUUAAGUUGGAGUUGAAUGAGAAAAGAGAAGAAGGGCUUCGUAACGAGUUGGUAGAUAUGCAAAGUGGAUUGGAACACAUGAUGAGAGCAGAUGCCAAGUCACGUGAACGUAUUUACCAAUUAGACGAUGAUAUACGCGAAUCACAAGCACUUGUUACCAGACAACAAGAAGAAAUUGCUGCACUUAAAAGUAAUGUGGAAAAUCUAAUGACAGCUAAUAAUAGUGAAGAAGUAGAAAAGAUUAAAUCAGUUUUUGAGAGCGAUGCUGAACGAUACCAAGAAGAAAUUGAGAAUCUACGAAAAUCUUUAUCAGAUCUACAAGCCGAGAAACGUGCUGUUAUUAACGAAGUCGAUAACUCUAAAGAUGAAAUGAAAUUGUUGGAAAGAAAGAUACAAGAUAAUGAACGUCAAAAGAAAGAUUUGAUUGCUGAAUUGGACACAUUGAAAUUGGGAUUACAACAAGGCGAGAACGAAAGAGAUCAACUUGCAAAAGAAAUUGAAGGAUUGAAAGCUAAUUUAACAGAAUCUGUAGAAAGCAAUACUAAACUACUUAGAGAUUCAGAGUCAGAAAAGUCAGCAUUGAUUGGUGAACGUGAUAAAGUUAAGACAGAAGUUGAAGAGUUGAAUCAACAAUUGGAAGAGGUGAUUAAAAAAGCUGAACUUGCAGACAAACUCAAAUCAGAUCUCGAGGUUAAAAUAAAAGAGUUAGAUCAACUUAAUGAAAGUUACGAGCAAUUCAAAAAAGAUCACAUCAAAGAACUCAAGGAGAUCGAAACUCAAACAAUUCAAUCGACACCUAAAGAGGUCGAAAACAAGCUUGCAGCGAACGAAGAACAAAUGGCAGGACUUAAACAUAUUGUGCAAGAACUUACAAGAGAAAAUGUUAAGAUCGCAGGUGAAAACAAGAAAAUAUUGGCGGAACAAGAAAAGUUAAUGGAAGCACAUAAACAAGUUGAGAAUGAAUGUUUUAAAUUGAUGGAUGAAUUGGAACGAUUACACAGCGAAUCACUUGGCGGACAAGGUAUUUUAACUUUAACAUCGCAGGAGGAAUAUAAAACCAUCUCAACAUCUACAAAUGGUCACCCAGCUGGUGCAGAUUUAUUACGACUCCAAUCAUUGUUAUCAGAAAAACAAGUACAAUUAGAUCGAUUGACCUCAAUGCAUAAUGCAGAAAUACGAGAAUUGCGUCAGAAAGUAGCAGAAUUAGAGAAGGCUAAACAAAAAGAAGUCAGUUCAUUAAAUAAAGAUGUUGCUGAAUUGGAAUCUUUAGUCGAGAGUAAAAUUUUUCGUGAGGCAGAUUUAGAAGAGGAGAUUCAACGUGAAAAACGUACCAUGAAACUUUUAAAGGAUGAGGUUGAUGACUUGAAAGAACAAUUGAAAGAAUUGAGAACUAAUGGUGGUGGAUUGGUAGACCUUAAUGAAUUAGUUUCUGAAAAUGGUGUAAUGAAUUCAUCACGAUUGUCAAUUAGUACAACAACAUCGUCAACGCCUGUAACAAAAGAAAAUGGAGGUUCAACAUUAUAUUGUGAAAUCUGUGAAGAAGAGGGCCACGAUAUUAUUAGUUGUAAAGCAGUAUUUGGAUCUCAAUCUGAACUCACCAUUGAUCCAGACGAGACGUUUGGGAUUGUACAGGAUAAAGCAUAUUGUGAUAAUUGUGAAGAAUAUGGGAUCCAUUGGACAGAAGAAUGUCCAAAUCAAGAUGAAACAUUUUAA